UAGAAGUAUUUAAUCAAUUCGAGGCGAAGCUGGAUUUAACCACAGGACCAACGAAAAUUAAGAAGAAGCCAUGGGAAGUGCGGAGAAACCGCGAAGUUCUGCGUGGAUCCAGGGUGGAUCUUCACUAGAAUGUAGGUCUGUAUCUGUGCAGUGUCAAUUCCAAGUCUCGGUCUGAUCGUGAACAUUACUUCUGUAACUACUUCUCUCUUGAUCCUGUGUCUCUGUCCUCUGUCCCAUCACCUUAUCUGAGCCAACUUUGCUCAGCUCAGUCUCGAUUUUCUUCGUCUACCUACCUAAAUGAGUGCCUCAAGUCUACCGAAAGCAGUUUUACUGUCUCCAGCCUCUACACAUCUUCACGCUGCUUAUUCUACUGCUGUAAAUCGCAUUAAAUUCGAGGAGCACAUUGAGCGCAGCAUUUCUUUGCUGGAACAAGAUGAGCAUCAAAAACGAUUGAACAAACUACGUAAGGAAUUGGAUUACAUCCAAAACACAUCUUGGAAGUAUCCAUCUGUAGAUAAUUUCAUUGGCCAUUAAGGAUUAUUGCAAAGACAAUCAUCAAAUCAGCUAUCAAUUUGAUUUUCCAAAGGUUUAGCAGGUAUUAAGUGUCUAAGAAAGAGCAAAUCGAGUGUGAAAAUGUUUGAUUUAAGCUUUCUCAACCCGAAGACCCUCUUUGGGUUUUCAAAAAAGGAGGAAACCGAAGAUGAUGUGUGCCAGGAAGAAACCAGUGGAUAUCUGGAUGAAAUGCAAGCAGAGUCAGAAGAAGAAGAAGAUGGACAGAUGAAUGAUUUUAAGCCAUCUUCAAGUGUGGAUGAAAUAAUAUGUAAAGAGUGUAUUGGAGUUGUCACAGGCAUCCAUGAUGGUGUGUUGAUAAUCGAUGGAAAGCAUACUGUUGUGAGGUCGGGACUAGACAUUGAACUCAAGCUGGAUUCGAGGGUAUCGUACAAAGUAGUGACAGAAGAUGGUGUAGAAAGGAUUUGUAACAUUCGUCUUUAUGAAGGAGAUGGUUGGUCAACCGCAGAGGAUGAAAUCGAAGUUGAAACUCCAGCUGUAGAAACUAAAGGAAUCAAACGCGAAAUAAUCUGUGAGGUAGAGAAAAAAAAUGGAGGAAUAUUGGAUUUAGUUACUGAAAAUUAUGAACGCUGUAAAGUAAAUAUGGAUGAAGUAUCUAUCAAGUUCAUUCCAACUAAAGGUGACUUGCUGCUCUGUGAAAUAAUAUCAGAACUAGACGAAAGAAGUCCGAACUUGUUUGGUGAUACAGUUUGUUUCAAGAACAUCAAACCUUUGCGUUCCAAAUUAGUUCUUGGAGAGGUCACUCUCUGGAGAGAUGAAUUAGCAAUAGGCAUAAUCAACAAUGAAAUCUCUUUUUCUGCAGAAUCAUGCUCUGCUGGCUAUAAACCGCAUGUCAAAGACAAGGUUAAUAUUCAAUGUAUUGAGAGUAAACAAGGAGCUCUGAUAUGGAGAGCAAUCCAUGUUCAUCCAGAGUCCUUCAACGAUGAUAGAAGACAAGAGCCUAGAUUUACUCAUAACAAUAAGGGUCCAUUGUAUGCUCCAAAAAACGGGGUGUCUGUUUCACUUCUCACCAAAAAUCUUUCUGUUAACCUGGGUGCCACUCUUGACUUAGAGGUGGAAGUUCGAAAUUCUGGCUCUGAACCUCACGAACUCAAAAUCUGCAAAAUGAGGACUCAGGCAGGCAAAAGUCAAAUUUCAAUCAGGAACAGUUCCAGGUUACCUUUUAAUCUAAAUCCCGAAGAGAAGUUCAUCUUCAAACUGGCUGCAAAGGCUUGUAACAUUGGAAAAACCAAGGAAACUCUUGUUCUCACCUUCAACUCUUCACCUGAGUUUUACGUAGGAUGCGAUAUUGAACUGAUGGUCGGAAGUGACCAAAUUACACAGCUCACAACCAGUGCAGACACCAGGACGCAUGAAAGAGUUGAAAACAAAUAUGACAGAUUUAAUAGCUUGAGUGUCGUGCCAACAAGAAACGGUCUCAUUUGUCCAGGAAUAAGGCCCAUAAAAGCACCUGCAUUUAUUCCUGUUCAGGCAACGUCCAAUUUUAACAUUCCAGAGGAAUUUUACAAAGCUGUACUUGACCCUCAUGACAGACAGAGGAAAACAAUGGAGGCAUAUGAGGAACUGGCUAAAAUCGCCCCAGCUGUGGUAAACCCAUUGGAACCGAGUAACUAUGAAGCCAAAUUUCAUGCGCUUCUACAUUUAGAGGAACUCAGUGUUAUACUGAAAAUGCGAAGGUUUUAUCAAGAGAGAGCGAUCUUUCGACCUCAAGGCGAGUAUUAUGCUCUCGAAGUUCCAAACCUUACUGAAUCAAGGCCAUCUCUCAUCAUUGGAGAUGAAGUGCGUGCCAAUCUGGCUGGUGAUAGUAGACAGUUUCAAGGAUACAUUCACAAAACCCUUGUGAAUGAAGUAUUGCUUAAAUUUAAUCCCGCGUUUGAUGAAGUCGCCAGAAGCAACACUUUCCGAGUCAGCUUCGUACAGAGCAGAAGUGUUUACAAGAAAUGUCAUCAAGCCAUAGACUGUUUUUGCAGUAAAGAUCAUCUUGGAGUUGACUGGCUGUUUCCGAAUUCCAUUGGAGAAGCAAAACCCCCUCAAGUUAUCUUUCUUGAAGAAGACGUCCAGCUCCAAGAUGAAGAAAACAAUUAUGAGGCACAAGGUCCUUCCAGUUGUGAAACAAGUGCCAGCCGAAUUGAUAAAUUAAGCAGUUUAUUAGAUGAAGAUCAGAUCUUGGAGGCAAAUGCAAGGCGCAGUCCACCAAGUAGUGCAAGUAGUUCAUCACCUGUCAGUUGUACUAAUGGUGUCACUUCAGGAAUAGAAGAAUCUGAAGCUCCUGCCGAAAACUCUUCCGAAUCCAAAAAUACCAUUUCAACCAAGCAAUCUUCCCUGGACGCUGCGUACCAACACCUCGAUCAUUCAUCGAAGUUGGGAAGAGAGGCGGAGAAAAUCAAGUGGGCCUCCUCAGGGCGAGGCUAUGGUCAAAAAAGAACAAAGCCUCUUGUUGUUAGACCUUGUCAAGUUGCGAAGAAAGACAGAAUUAAAUGGUACAAUAAAUCUUUGAACAUGCGUCAAAAAGAAGCUGUAAAGAAUAUUCUGAAAGGUGAGGCUCGGCCUUUGCCUUACAUCAUUCACGGUCCUCCCGGUACUGGCAAAACCGUAACAAUGGUUGAGACUAUUCUUCAGAUUUUAAGCUUGCUCCCAGACAGUAGGCUGUUGGUGGCAACUCCAUCCAACUCUGCGGCUGAUCUCAUCACUGAGCGGAUAUUGGAGCGGUUGAAUUUAUAUCCAGGGCAAUUGGUUCGCCUUGUUUCAUAUACAUACUGGAAUGAUGGCCGUGUUCCUCCCUUCCUCAGACCAUACGCCGCUAUCGCUGAUAUAAAAGAAGAUCCAGAUAAAAGUGAAACUCCUGGUCCAAACAGUAUUAAAGUUUGCAGCCGAGAAGUCCUCGGACGACAUAAAAUUACAAUUAGCACAUGCACGUCCAUUGGUAUUAUGUACACCUUAGGUUUCCCUGUUGGACACUUCACCCAUGUUUUUGUCGACGAAGCAGGGCAGACCACAGAACCUGAAAUCUUAAUUCCCUUGGCUUUCCUACACAAAGACAAUGGUCAAGCAAUCCUGGCUGGUGAUCCAAUGCAAUUAGGUCCUGUCAUUGUGUCUGAGUUAGCCAAACCACAAUUAGAUAAGUCACUGCUAUAUCGUCUCAUCUCACGGUUCCCGUACCUCAGGGAUAUCGAAAGGUUUCCAACAACAGGCGGCCAUGAUCCUCGAUUGGUCACUAAACUUCUUGAUAACUACAGGGCUGUCCCAGAGUUACUGGAAUUCACAAGUGGAAGGUUUUACGAUGGCGAACUUAUUGCUCAUGUAUCCACCAAAAACUCCAGGGAGGAAGAAGUAUUGAGGAGGAUGGCCAGUUGUUUACCCAUCUCAAUCCGAGAUCCAGAGUUGGCUUGUCCAUUUAUUUUUCAAGGAAUUCGCGGUGAAAACCUUCAGGAAAGAGACUCCCCCUCAUGGUAUAAUCCGCAGGAGCUCAUGCAGGUGGUGAUCCAUCUUAAAAACAUCUAUGCAGUAGGCUAUGAUGAAGAUUCUGUUGGGAUCAUCACUCCCUAUCAAAAACAGGCGUCCAAGAUCCGAGGCAUGAUCAAUGAAAUGAGACUUCCCGUACCCAAAAUAGGUUCAGUAGAAGAAUUUCAAGGACAAGAAAGGCCUAUCAUAAUUGUCUCUGUGGUCAGAAGCCGGGAGGAUCUAAGGGACAUCGACAUUCAACACGCGCUUGGAUUUUUGAAGAACCCAUUCAGAGUGAAUGUUGCCACUUCUAGAGCAAGGGCGCUCAUGAUCGUAAUCGGAAAUCCUCACCUUCUGGGACACGACUGCUACUGGAGGAAUAUCAUUGAGUAUGCAGCCGAGAUUGGGGGUUAUACCGGCUGCGACUAUCCUGAUUUCUUAUCAUUUCCCAGGGGCAAUAUUGCACAGGAUGCUGAAAAUUAAACUUAUAACUACCAGCAUUCACAACCAUACAGAACUGGAGUAUGAUUUUCGAACUUAUCCCUUGUCUUGGAAAAUUUUGGCAAGCAAAGAAUAAGUUACAGAAGUUUUUUAUUUGGUAUUAUUUAAAACUUCAAAGCUCUACUCAAAUACACCCUUAAUCAUUCUUCGAAGACUGACUAACAAUAAGGAUAUAGAAUUCUUUUUCCCCUGCUAAGAACUGUUUUAAUUGACAGACGAUGGACCCAAUCUCUCCUCCAAGGGACAAGUAGGCCUUGGUAGCUGUGAGCUCCUUAAAGUUUUAAAAUUUCUAUCGUAACCGGGUACGGUGAAGGCUUAAAUUCUAACAGCAUUUACACUGAUACUUUCCUUAUGGGAGUUCAAGAAUGUGAUUGAUUAUUUCACGCACGGGUUGUCAAGAGUUUAAUUUUUAACCAAGGUGAAUGAAGACAUCAGUGGUUGCCUCAACAUUCGUGACUCCAUGGAGGUACAUACAAAGAAGAAAAAGUAAACAGAAUUUAUGCAUUCAGUGCCAUCGAGAAGUUUGCUAUGAUUACACUCCUUGCUCUUGCAGCACUAUGUCCAAUCUUCUAUUCCUGAAUUAAAUUACUGGAAAAGCGAAAAACAAUGAAACACGAUUAACCGAAAAAUCAAGAACCAAUUGGUUUUAGCCCAAAGUAGGCUUGGUUAGUGCAGAUGUUUCUGUUAUAUGUGUUUUGUGUCGUUCUGAUAGCCAUAAGGUUGUGAAUAGGAUGUAAAGUUUAAGUUCUUUAAUUUCUACUAUGCUGUAAUUAGUUCGCAUAGAUUGCAUUGCCUUUUUAGGACUAUUAGUUGCUCUUGAUAUUUUUUUGUCUUGUUACCUCUGGAUUUGUAAUCUACUGUGUGAUGUAAAUAUGCAUGUUACUUUCAUCCGAUCGGUGAUUUGCAACACAUCAAUGGUAUGUUUAAUUUACAAUCCUCACUUGGUAAAUUUGGAAUCUUUUGGAUAAGUUUCCCCUUAGUUUAGUUAGUAAGGACAACCAAAGUUAAGUGCUUAUAACAAUUCGUUUUAUACUUUCUGAAUCUACAAACAUUGAUCUUUUUGAUUGUUUCCCGAAAAUCGCUAAAAGUAUUUAUACCACAGCACUCGUAUCUGGAUCUCCGCUUACAUCCAUACAGGCGCUAAGAUGAAGAAAUGUUCCAAAAUGGAGCUCCUUUGACCAAAUCUGCUCUUUGUCAUCAAAAAUUUGUUUCAAGUUUUUCAGUUUUCAAAAAAAAAUUCAAAUAAAUUAUGUCUCCGUUCUAAAAAUAUCAAGAGUCCAACACAGGAACCACGUAAUCUGGUUAGCGAAUCUGUUAUGCUUUAUUUUUAAUUGGAAAACUGGAAAUUUGAGAAACAUUUUUCUGUGGAAAUAUUCACGGUUUUUCUGCCAGUCCUGAAGGAUUUUCAGUGAAAAUUUUACAUGACGUUGGCUUAUUUUUCUAUAAAAGUUCCCUUGCCCUUGAGCACGUUCCUCUUUCUGAAGAAAAUGAAGAAAAGAAAAGAAAAUACAAGAAGGGCGGGCAUUUUGUUUGACCGUUCCUAAGAUAUGUGUCUUUUGAGUUUUAUCUGCGAAACCAUUCUUAAACUUCAGUAAGAUCAUACUGUAGAAGUAAGUUAAGUAGAUUUGCAAUUUCUUUUCUCUUUGACACAAUUUACCUCUGCUGGUGCUCGUUCAUUUCUACUCCAUUUGUUGCAAGUCUGUUAACUUCAGUUUUUAAUGUUAAGUUGUUAGGUUUUAUGUUUUGAUACCAUCAUCUUCUUCUUCUUGUAAUAAUGAGGGGGGGGGAGGGGGUUGCAUUUCUUUCUGUACAGUUUGAACUGUUCUCAAAUCUCUUAUUUCAAACAUUAUGUUAUCUCACAAAGUUUUACAGCUCAACAUAUGUUCAUAAGAUUGAACCACACUGAUGGAUCAUAUACUGUAGGUGUUCGCAUAACCCAUGAGUACAAGUAUGUUCCACAUUUAACUGGGAAAAAGAAAGAACACAGAAAAGAACUUAACACAUUUUUGUAAUAUAAACUGAUAAAAGUAAAAAAUAGAACAAAUGUAGAUUCAUUAUAACAAUUUAUUUUGAAAAAUACUUAAAAUAGUAAGGAUAUUUUAGGAAGCUAAUAUCGAAACAUUAAAUGAAUUGCUUUCUUAUUCUUUUCAAUUGCUAUGGAAUUUCAGAGAAUGCUUCCAUUUUGACAAAUGUAAUCAAUUCUUCAGGUUUCUGUAUUGGAAUUUCUUCAUGAGAAUUUUUUUCUCACUUGGUAUUUACACAAUAAAAGAAAGCAAAUGGUGAUUUCCAUUUGAGUGCUUGAUUCG
Bemisia tabaci is the source of this 6818-nucleotide messenger RNA. Lineage: Eukaryota; Metazoa; Arthropoda; Insecta; Hemiptera; Aleyrodidae. The record is from RefSeq and is a predicted model, not a curated record.